AUGAGUGCCCAAAAAGCCCCAAAGUGGUAUCCAUCUGAAGACGCUGCUGUUGCCAAGAAGACCAGAAAGUCUGCUCGUCCACAAAAAUUGAGAGCUUCUCUAGUUCCAGGUACUGUCUUGAUCUUAUUAGCUGGUAGAUUCAGAGGUAAGAGAGUCGUCUACUUGAAGCACAUGGAUGACAACACUUUAUUGAUCUCUGGUCCAUUCAAGGUUAACGGUGUCCCAUUAAGAAGAGUCAAUGCUCGUUACGUCAUUGCCACUUCUACUAAGGUCUCUGUUGCUGGUGUUAACGUUGAAAAAUUCAACGCUCAAUACUUUGCUAAGGAAAAAUUAAACAAGAAGGAAAAGAAGGAAGCUCAAAUGUUCCCAGAAAACACCUCUAAGGAAGUUAAAACUGAAAGAGUUGCUGACCAAAAGGCUGUUGACAAAGCUUUAUUAGCUGAAAUCAAAAAGACCCCAUUAUUGAAACAAUAUUUGGCUGCUUCUUUCUCCUUAAAGAACGGUGACAAACCACAUAUGUUGAAAUUUUAA
This is a messenger RNA of Henningerozyma blattae CBS 6284, 531 nucleotides long. RefSeq names its product 60S ribosomal protein eL6 (gene RPL6A). Gene Ontology annotation, cellular component: cytosolic large ribosomal subunit; ribosome. The transcript is spliced from 2 exons. Bases 1 to 531 code for a protein of 176 amino acids. Gene Ontology annotation, biological process: cytoplasmic translation; ribosomal large subunit assembly. NCBI's taxonomy places the organism in Eukaryota, Fungi, Ascomycota, Saccharomycetes, Saccharomycetales, Saccharomycetaceae. The record is from RefSeq and is a predicted model, not a curated record. Gene Ontology annotation, molecular function: structural constituent of ribosome; RNA binding.